AAUGGAGUCCGUGCUGGUGAGCUCUAUUAUCCGUAUAAAUAUGCAAGACUUCUCGGUUAGUAUUUGAAUACCCUUUCAUAAGUUUGGGUUCCGCAAAAUCACAACUCUUGAGCAAUGGUAAAAAUAAAUACGGUCCUGCUGGGCCUAGCCAUUCUAUGUCUAUUGACACCAGCCUAUACCCAAUCAAGUUGGUUAGGCGGCGGAAUAACAGGUCUCAUUGGUGGUGCCAUCAAUGGGACCAUUGGAACUGCUAGUGACCUGGUAGGUGCAGGAACCUCAGCUGCUACCAACUUGGUAGGAGCUGGUACUUCUGCUGCUACCAACCUUGUAGGAACUGGUACCUCAGCUGUCAGCAACUUGCUUGGUACUGGUACCUCAGCAGCUAGCAACCUAGUAGGAGCAGGUACCUCAGCAGUCGGUAAUCUAUUAGGAGCUGGUACCUCAGCUAUUACCGGCGGUUUGAGCACCGCCUUAUCAACCACCACCAACGGCCUAUCGUCUAUGAUCACUGGUGGGCUUAAUUUGGGCCAAUUCGUAACCUCUGGACUCACAGACGCGUUAUAUAAUGGCGUCUCAACAUUUUCCUCCCUUGCAGGAAGUGCCACUUCUAUACUUUACAAUGGUCUCUACAACUCCCUCAACAGCGGGUUAUCAUUCGUUUCUGAUGCUAUGUAUAGCGGUGCAAAUAUGCUUGCAAACGGAUUGUACACAGGAGCUGGUUUGAUGUUUAGCGCUUUAGGAAGUGGUGUUGUAAUGUUAGGCAAUGGAAUAAUAACUAUGAUAGAAUCGAGUCUUGCGUUGGGUCAGUGGAUAAGUGAAAGACUUACUCAUAUCAUUUCCGGAGUCAGUGGGCUCAUUUUUAGAUUUUUUACAACUAUUGCCGCUAAUACCACUGAAGCAAUGAUUGGCACUGCUGUGAGCAGUAUUGUGUUCACCUUCUCAACCACGGUUAGACACGUGGUAUACACUUUAUACAUUACUAUUAAGGAAGCAAUCAUUGCUCUAAUAAUAUUCAUAUACAACGAAAUUUCGGAAUUGGUGAUAUUUAUUUAUACUUACACCAGUAUGUUUAUGUCAUUCGUGUAUACUCAAAUUACCAAUUUCUUAUAUUGGUUGAGGUCCUUUUUACCAUUUUAAUUAAAACUAAUGGAAAUAAAGUGUCAAAUUGUUAAUUACUUAA
Messenger RNA from Dalotia coriaria, 1180 nucleotides. RefSeq lists its product as uncharacterized. Bases 115 to 1137 code for a protein of 340 amino acids. The transcript is spliced from 2 exons. The record is from RefSeq and is a predicted model, not a curated record. Lineage: Eukaryota; Metazoa; Arthropoda; Insecta; Coleoptera; Staphylinidae.